Messenger RNA from Brienomyrus brachyistius, 3110 nucleotides. RefSeq lists its product as uncharacterized. Bases 289 to 1032 code for a protein of 247 amino acids. The record is from RefSeq and is a predicted model, not a curated record. NCBI's taxonomy places the organism in Eukaryota, Metazoa, Chordata, Actinopteri, Osteoglossiformes, Mormyridae. The transcript has 5 exons.
GUCUUGCCAGCCGAUUGGACAGAAAAGUUCAUCCGGCGCUGAUGUCACCGCGCCUGCCGACAAAGGAAGAAAAGCCACUUCCUUUAAAGCAGAUGAACGGAUGAGUAGCGUGUUAGAAGAAGAGCAGUAAAGAUAGGAAAAUGUCACGACGCUAGUGGAAGGGUAUAGAAGACUUUUAGUCAUAAACCCCGAUUACGGACGUAUCAUUUUAAUAAGGCUAUUUAUAGACAUUCAUAAUCGAAACUAAAGGCGGGUAGUCGUUACCGAGCGCAGGCACAAAUUGCAGUCAUGGGAACUAGAUCGAGUCGUUUACAAGAAGAAGGAGUAUCGCCUGCUUUUGAGAAGGACGACAUUAACAGGGGGUCUUGCCGCCGACUGCGCAGCAAGCGGCCUACUAGUCUGGUGGUGGGUUUCUCCGGCAGUUUCGAUCAGGACUCGGAGGCCGGCCGGAGCCGCUCGGAGGAGGGCAGCGAUUCCGACCAAGGGCGGCAGGCGAGUGCCAGCGGGGGCAGCGCCAACCGCAACCCAGGUCAGACGGAGACAGUUAAUAACAAUAAGCACGCCACCGACGGGAGCCCUACGGGAGAACUUCACCGGGGAUUACUGUCCGGGGAGACGGGCCGCGUCAGUCAUCGCACCUUCUCCGAGCGCCUGGUCGUCAAUCGGCAGAUUUCUGGGAGGAACGGUUCCGUCCGGCCGGGCCGUGCCCGAACCACCCAUCCGCGUCCCGUCUCUGAGGCGUGGAUCGGUCGCGUCAGCAACCGCCACGGCACCAUCCGUUGUCCAUUCUGCUCCAAGCCAUUUCCAGGGGGCAGGAUAGAGGAUCACCUGUUGAGCUGUCUCACCUCGCCGCCACUCCCUUACAACACUGACACCCUGACCAAGGACUCUGGGGAGUGUUCCAUCUGCCUGGAGGAUCUGCUUCAGGGUGACACCAUCGCACGUCUGGCCUGUCUUUGCGUCUACCACAAAAGCUGCAUCGACUCCUGGUCCAAGGUGAAGUCGUGCUGUCCGGAGCACCCCUUCAACUGAGCCGCCCAGCUCCGGUUCUGCAGGAGAGAAUUGCUCAACAUUAUGGACGGGAGGAAAAGCAUAUGAAGUUGCAUCACAUGUGGAGAUGGCAAGGAAGGCAACUUCUGCUUAGUUUGGUACUGGCAUGUAAACUUCUGCCACGUUCUGGAACGGAAAAAAACGCUUGUAUUUAUUACUCUUUUUUUUUCUCCCAAACUUAAACAGUGCUGGGCAUUUUGUUUUGUUUUUUAAGACGACAGUUCCAGCAAUACAGAUCUCUACAAGGAGGUCAGUAAAUAAUUGUGUGUGUGUGUGUGUGUGUUUGUUUGCAUUGCUGGUAUUUCCUGGAGGGGAGAGGAGGGAUCUAAAUAGCCAAGUGUGUGAGUGCAGAGACGUUUGGUUUUGUGUGUUUGUUUUUUUUGUUUUGCCGCUGUAGUAAUUUUGUAAUUUUUUUUUUUUUUUGUUUUGAGUCUUUGAGAAAUGGGAUGUUGCCAAACAUUGCGCACGGAGGCCAUUUGUGUUUUUUGCAGCAGACACAUUUUUGAAAAUACACAGAUGUAUAUUUUUAUGUUUCUGGAACCAAACGUCUAGUUUCUGUGUCGAGAAACGCAGCCGGCAUGGCCAGGAGGACAGCAAACUUCACGAUCUCGUUUUGCCAAAUGAAAGCGUUUCGCUGCCAGAUCUGCGGGAACAGAGUCGCGACUCCUCGAGCAUUUAAUGGCGGCUUUCCUGGCUGUUACUCUGGACGUUGUGCUCAGAAACCGAUUUUUUAAAAUCCCAGUGGGAGUGUUUGUGACUGGUCUUUCUACAGCACUGUCGACAUUGGUGUAUUGUAACUGCGGAUAGCACUUUAAACCUCGCCUGAUCCUUUUGGCAUAGGUGACAUCGACGUUGCGUGAGGCUCACAGCUGUGCCCGACAAAGUGGUUAUUGGACACAAAUGUGGAAGCCGGUCCGUUAUUGUGAUUUUACAGCAAGCAGUGUUACCCCUGCGUUACUGGUGACUGCAGGUGGAAGAAAAGGCUUUAGAUGUGGCUUCGUGUGACGUGUUAUCCUUCCCCGAAAGGGCUGUUCUUAGUUCAUACGGCUGCCGUCUGUUUUCUGACCAACGUAACAGUUAGCCGACUGGAACUGCUGCCCUCCCAGGGAGAUACUGAGGAGUAAUUAAGAUUCUAAUGAACUUGAUUGGAUCAAGUGAGAAUCUCUAGAAGACUUGCAAUUGACACUCUAUUUUAAAAAAAAAAAUGGAUUUUUGUGACUGUAAGAAUGCCGUGUGUGAUUAAAGAGAAUUCUUCCUGUUCUAUGGAUGAAUCUGCCGUGAGGACACCAUGAGGAUUCACGGUGUGUGUGUAAGUCCAGCUGUGUAUGCCGAGUCGGCCAUAGGGCCAGGCGGUCACAGAUGCGUCCUGGGGUCUGUCGUCAUAGGUUCAGUGUUUGCAGCUUAGCAUUUUCCAGAGCUAAGAUUUCGGAGCUGGCAGGAUCCUGGAUGGUCAAAUAAGGCUGCUUGUUUUGAAUGUAAAAUUAUCUUUACCGAAACAGCCUCCCUCUGUUGAUGAGACGUCAGGUGGCCGUGCUGUCAUGUGUGGUCAAGGUCAAAGGUCACUAGACAUACGCGUGGUUUUGUGUGCUUUGCUGCCUCAGUGAAUUCAUAACUGCUGGGUUGAAUGAAACAGAGUUAAUUGGCUCCAGAAGAUUUGGUGCAAUACUUUCCCCCCCCUCUUUUACACGAAUCCUGCCCCCUUUUUCUUAACACAAAUACAACUACUUGAAAGCAUGAAGUUCACCUUCAGAAGCAGAAUUCACAUGACCUGUUCUUUACUGUUUGGCUUUAAUUGUAAUGGUGAAUUUUGAGGAUUGUGGUUAACAUCACCGUGAUAAGGUAUUUGCAUACAGAGAACUUUUUUUUUUACCUUUAAACACGGACAAUCUGUUUUCUCACACUAUUUAACGAUUUAGUAUUUAUUAAAUUGUAAAUAUGUAAUAUUCAAAUUCAUUGCUCUUUUGGUUUGGAUUCUGAUACAGUUUAUAUGCCCAAAUCUUUUGUAUGUCUAAAAAGGUUGGUUUUAUAUGUAUUUUUUACAAUAAAUAUGCAUAUGUGUG